Molecule: messenger RNA, 1413 nt
Organism: Malassezia pachydermatis
Lineage: Eukaryota; Fungi; Basidiomycota; Malasseziomycetes; Malasseziales; Malasseziaceae
Product: putative secretory lipase (family lip)
Exons: 1
Coding region: 1-1413 (470 amino acids)
Biological process (GO): lipid catabolic process
Molecular function (GO): triacylglycerol lipase activity
Source: RefSeq, a predicted model, not a curated record
AUGCGAGUCUCUUACUUGGCUAUCCUACUUCUUUCAUUGGUGGCAUUGGUCUCUGCUACUAUUUCUCCGCGGCAACAACAUCAUCUGCACGCUCGUUCCCUUCCCCUCCCGCAACAGGACCCUUUCUAUACGCCCCCUAACGGCUGGAAGUCCAAAGAGCAUGGUGAAAUUCUUCGCUCACGCCAAGUCGAUGUGGCCUUCCUAAAUGUGGACAAGUACAAUCUUCAAGCCUACCAGCUUUUAUACCGUACGUCUGGUACAUAUGAAUCAGACGACAACGUCACGGUGGCCACUGUUUUGAUCCCUCAAAAUGCCAAGAAGGAUCAACUUGUUUCCUACACCCCCUAUAUCGACGCUAGUGGACCGCAAUGCGCUCCGUCGUACUCUAUGCGCCUUGGUUCGAAGCUCUUGACUGAUCCUGCUAUGGCCUAUCAGCAGCUUUUAUUCUCUAUCCUUCUGGACAAGGGUUACACGAUCGUCAUCCCAGACUAUCAAGGACCAUCUCGUGCCUUUGCAGUUGGCCGAAUGGAGGGACGCAUGGUGUUGGACGGCAUCCGAGCCACCCUCAACUUUGACAAGGCUGGUCUGUCCAAGGACACCAAGAUUGUGGAAUAUGGCUACUCGGGCGGUGCUAUUGCCUCCGGGUGGACGGCUGCACUGCAUAGUACCUACGCGCCUGAGUUGAAUUUUGUCGGGUUUGCGAUGGGUGGUACGCCGGCGAAUUUGACCGGGACCGUCUAUUACCUGAAUGGAGGGUUCUUUUCAGGAUUCGCUAUCGGUGGUGUAGUGGGCGUCAUGAACGCAUAUGAGAAUGUCCGAGACUGGGCACGUAAACAAAACAUUAUUAAGGCAAACGGAUUUGAGGCGAUUGAUUUUACUAACAGCCAUUGCAUGGUGGAUAUUCUUCUCAAAUACCCUGGUAUCAAUUUCCUAGGAGACUACUUCGUUACGAGUGGUGCUGACUUGAUGCAUGAGCCUAUCGUCAAGAAUAUCACUACGCAACUGACGAUGGGGUUGAAUUCCGACGAAACGCCUAAAGCGCCUGUGUGGAUGUUCCACGGUAAAGUGGAUGAAGUCAUUCCAUAUGAUGACGCACUUGCUGCGGCCCAUGCUUGGUCGUCGCAUGGCGCUGAUGUUCUGUUCUCGGCCAAUACUGACCCGUACAUGGAACACCUGACAACAGAGCUACUAAACAACGCCAACAUUCUUUUCUUCAUUGAAGACCGUAUGGCUGGCAAGCCUUUCCACAAUGGCUUCAAGAUGGAGACAGUGAGCAACCCAUUGUCAGACCCCCGCGUGGAUCUUGAGGGCCUUGAUUCAUUGCGUGCUGCUAUCGUGCAUCUGUUGGGCCAAACCUUCGGCAUGGGUGAUCGAAAGCUCAAGAACGAUCUUAAGACGAAUGCCAGGAAUUAG